Rosa chinensis is the source of this 1047-nucleotide messenger RNA. RefSeq names its product bax inhibitor 1. Gene Ontology annotation, cellular component: membrane. Bases 54 to 797 code for a protein of 247 amino acids. Lineage: Eukaryota; Viridiplantae; Streptophyta; Magnoliopsida; Rosales; Rosaceae. The record is from RefSeq and is a predicted model, not a curated record. The transcript is spliced from 6 exons.
AUUUCAGUAUUUCACAUUUUUUCCGAGCAAAUUUCUUUUCUGCGAAGCAAGCAAUGGACGCCUUCACCUCCUUCUUCGAUUCCCAAUCGUCUUCAAGGAACCGCUGGACUUACGAGUCGCUCAAGAAUUUCCGUCAGAUCUCUCCCGUCGUUCAGAAUCAUCUCAAACUGGUCUACCUCACGCUAUGCUGUGCUCUCGUUGGUGCGGCUGCUGGAGCUUACCUGCAUCUUAUCUGGAACAUUGGUGGCCUUUUAACAACUCUGGCCACAGUGGGAUGUACUAUCUGGUUACUCUCCACCCCUCCCUAUGAAGAGAAAAAGAGGGUUUCUCUACUAAUGGCGGCUGCAACCUUUCAAGGGGCUACUGUUGGUCCUCUUAUUGAUCUGGCCAUUAACAUGAACCCAAGCAUCCUGAUCAGUGCCUUUGGGGGAACUGCUUUGGCCUUUGGUUGUUUCUCAGCAGCAGCCAUGUUGGCAAAGCGCAGAGAAUACCUUUACCUUGGGGGCUUGCUCUCUUCGGGCGUGUCCAUCCUUCUCUGGUUGCGAUUUGCUUCUGCCAUCUUUGGUGGUUCAGCUUCCCUUUUUGAGUUUGAGUUGUAUUUUGGGCUUAUGAUUUUCGUGGGCUACAUGGUAGUCGACACCCAGGAGAUGAUCGAGAGGGCACACCUUGGUGAUCUGGACUAUGUGAAGCAUGCCCUAACCCUUUUCACUGAUUUUAUUGCUGUUUUUGUUCGCAUACUCAUCAUCAUGUUGAAGAAUGCUGACAAGAAUGAGAAGAAGAAGAAAAGGAGGGAUUGAGCUGUUUUCCCCUGGAUAACAAGAGUGCAUACAAAGGCAACAAUCAGAGUUGCAUGUCAAUAGGGUUUUAUGUCCAACUUUGGAUACACCAUAAUUUCUGUUAAUAUUCCCUACUUUUGUGGGUGGUAGACUGGUAGUGGUUUUCUGGUGUUGCUGCUGGUUGUGGCAUGGCUACUUGCAGAAUGCUUGGACCUAUUAUAAGCUACUGUAAACCUGACGAGUUUAGUGUUGAUAAAUGUCUUUUGCUGUA